This is a messenger RNA of Bolinopsis microptera, 2007 nucleotides long. Its product is annotated as ion-translocating oxidoreductase complex subunit C-like. NCBI's taxonomy places the organism in Eukaryota, Metazoa, Ctenophora, Tentaculata, Lobata, Bolinopsidae. Bases 15 to 1394 code for a protein of 459 amino acids. The transcript is spliced from 11 exons. The record is from RefSeq and is a predicted model, not a curated record.
ACUCCACUUUAACGAUGGGGAACACAGCAGAAUUGGAGAGACAAGUUAACAAGCUGAGGGUGGGGUGUGAGCUCAACAAACAGGAGGCAGAUAGAGUGAAGGUUGAGCUAGCUGCAGCUCAGCGCAAGAUGACUGAUGAACUUAAAAAACACAAGGACACCAUCGACGCUAAGGAUAUUGAGCUCAGGAAUUGGUACGAUGAAAAAGAAAAGGCUGUGAAGAUGAUAUCAAACAAGAAAGAAAAAGAAAUAUCAGCUCUAGAAAAACUUCUUGAAGAUAAAGAUAUGCUCAUCAAGAAUUUGGAGCAGAAUACUGUCGCUACGGUCGCUGUGGAUUGCCUGAGCCCGGCGAUGGGCUCAGAGGAGUAUAUACGGUUGAGCGAGGAGAGCAAGAGGAAGUUGACAGAGAUGGCAGACAUGGUUAUACAGAUGGAAACUGACCGGGAUGAGACCCGGGCGGAGUUUGAGAAAUUCAAAUCUCAGAUAGACGAAGCGAUAUCAGAGAAAGAAACCAAGUUUGCGGAGCUGCGAGCGGAGCUGGCGAGCACAGAAAAACGAAACAAGGAACAGCAAGAAACUGUCUCCACCGCUCUGGCACGAAGCAUUGAACUGGAACAAAACGUGUCUGAGUUGAAAAGGGAGAUGGAAUGUAUGGAGACGAAGAGAAGCAAACAAGUGUCCGCUGAACUGGACGAGUCCUUGUUACAUUACAUACAGAUUCCCGUGAGAAGAAGCUCACGGUUGCAGGUUAAGGGAGGCAGAGAAUCAACUCAAUCCUCGAGAAGUUCCAAUAGGAUAUCAAACAAACCCUCAUCUCGAACAUCCGCUCUAAAUCAUUCCAGACGGUCGUCAGGUCAACGCAGGUCAGGAUCAAAUGUUGGUGGUAGCAGAACAAGCGGCAAAAGACCGGUUGUUAAGACAGCUUCUAGACGGACCUCUCAAGUGCUCAUCAAUAAAACUCUCAAUACCAACAGGUCGAAGAAGAGUCGCAUUCAGCCCAUAGAGGAGUCACCAUCGUCCGAUAACUUUGCUACUCCAGGAUCCGUCGGUGUGAAGAGAAAAGCUACUUUAAAAGGAUUGAAAGAUUUGCUUACUGGUUCAUCGCCCAGACAAUCCAAGCGAGGAAAAGCUGCUCCUAUCUCCGUAUCAGAAAGUGACAGCGACUUCGCAACGCCUUCACAACCUGAGCCAAAAAGAGGCAAACGAAAGCUCCACAAAUCUCAGAUCAGUACACCGGAGCUGAUCCCUCCGCCGGAGCGGCCUGGACUAAGGGACGUCGUCCCGGACACACCGGACACCGAUACUAAGAUCACUCGCUCCCGGACCAAGCUCAUUCAGGAGCACCUCAGCGGGAAGAAUCUUAGGAAAACAAGAAGUAGGGCAACCAGGAUAUAAAGACAUAAGAAAUAAGAGGGUUGUUACAUAAACUGUCCCAGAUAGAAAGUGCUAGGUUGGAAUAUCAUGCCAUGAUCGAACAAUGUUUUCAGUUUUAGUGAAUUUGAUUUAAGCCAAUAAUUAUCGUGAGUGUCGUAGAUUCCUAACAGGCCCAUUUGAAGCUUCAGAAUGAUAUUGAUUCUUAGAUUAGCGCAUGCGUUUAUCAAUUUCACAUAAUAUUAAUAUUAGUAAAACCUAGUCACUCUACAUAGUAUUUUUGACUAUUUUUGUUUAAUCUUUCUGGAUUUCUAAAAUCAGCUAUAGACGGUAGACCGAUCAGAAAAUUGAACCGUAUGCCAACAAUCUUAACCUAUUAGAAGCUUAGAUUUUAGUGAAUUAAACUACAAUUUGUUUGUCCCUUGCAAACUUACCCUGCUAGUAGUGUAUGAUAUUCAGAUGACCUGUACUCAUAGCUUUGGUAAGAGUGAUUAAAGUAAGAUUAAAAUGGUGUAUUUUGUGACUGAAACAGUUUUUAAAUUUAUCUUACAUUAUAUUUGAUCUAACUUUUCCUCUUUAUUAUCCCCCUAAUGUUACUAUUUAUUGAUUGCAAAAUUUGUAUAGUUCAUUCAAAUGA